GCAUUCCUCAGCGCCCCCACUGCUCUCCUUCAUAGCCUGUCCAGACUGGUGCGAGAACUUAUCUGCAUUACCGUGUAGCUACUUUGGAAUCACUAACUUCCCGAGGGAGGCUCCCAGAUUAUUACUUACCUUUACUUUUCACUGCAAGAACUGCAUCGCAUUUUAAAGCAGAGGAAAAGAACGCUUAUAUGAAUCUGCGUUUAUUUUUUGUGGGGCAUCGUGGUGAAAAUGAAGCUUCACUUUCAUUGGCUUGCAUGGAUCUUGUUUUUGCUCGACAACGGUGUGUCUGGUGUUGAUUCAGUGGGAGUGUCCGUGUCUGUCAAUGAGGGAGAUUCAGUCACUCUGAACACUGGUGUUCAAACAAACCAACAAGAAGAGAUUAAAUGGUAUUUCAGCAACACUCGCAUCGCUCAGAUCAGUGGAGAUCUCAGUUAUAACUGUACAGAUGUUCAGUGUAAUGAAGGUACUGAGAGAUUCAGAGACAGACUGAAGCUAGAUCAUCAGACUGGAUCUCUGACCAUCACAAACACCAGAAACACAGACUCUGGAGAUUAUGAACUGAAGAUCAUCAUCAGCAGCAGCAGCAGUGAAAAGAUCUUCAAUGUUACUGUCAUUGGCGUUUCUGCUGCUGAACGAGAAGAAGUAAAUAAAAAUCAGGGAGAAGAUGUCAUUUUAGGUGUUGGUGAAAUAAGAAAACCAAAUGAUGCAGUGACGUUGUAUUUUAAUGAGAUUCUCAUCACUGAAAUCACUGGAGAUCAGAGUAAGAUCUGUACAGAUGAUCAGUGUGAUGAGAGAUUCAGAGACAGACUGAAGCUGGAUCAUCUGACUGGAUCUCUGACCAUCACAAACACCAGAAACACAGACUCUGGAGAAUAUAAACUGCUGAUCAACAGCAAAAGCAGCAGCUUCAACAUCAACAGAGUGAAGAGAUUCAAUGUUUCUGUCACUGGUUCAGGCCUGUCUUCAGGUGCUGUAGCAGGAAUUGUGGUUCUGCUAUUGGUUGCAGUUGUAACUGCUGGUGUGAUUUACUAUCGCCGCAGGAAUGAGAAUAAUUCUGAUCCAAAAGAUACGGGACGGGACGAGACUUGGCCCGAGGCUGUCAAUAAAAUGAUGUAACAUCAGGCUUUCUUUGAAAUGAUGGAAAUGAUUCAAAUGGAUGAAGAGAAGUAGAUCUUUCUUCAGAGUAAUUGUGCCACGAUUGCAAGAUUAAAUUAAAAUUUUAGAUUUAAAUAUCACUUUAAAAACUGAUUUGUUCGAAUUUGCUUCUAAUGGAUUACAUGAUGUAGCAUCUCAUAAUCUAAUAACUGCACAAUGUAAAAACUGCACAUAAUGUAAUAAGUAUUAUAUUAUUAUUGUAAUAAUAAAAUGUUCAUUUUCUCAAAACACCAUAAAAUCUUGAGCUCAUAAUGUAAUAACAAUUUU
Messenger RNA from Megalobrama amblycephala (Wuchang bream), 1422 nucleotides. RefSeq lists its product as uncharacterized. The transcript is spliced from 5 exons. Bases 229 to 1116 code for a protein of 295 amino acids. Lineage: Eukaryota; Metazoa; Chordata; Actinopteri; Cypriniformes; Xenocyprididae. The record is from RefSeq and is a predicted model, not a curated record.